This is a messenger RNA of Tribolium madens (black flour beetle), 943 nucleotides long. RefSeq names its product charged multivesicular body protein 5 (gene Vps60). The transcript has 4 exons. Gene Ontology annotation, biological process: late endosome to vacuole transport via multivesicular body sorting pathway; vesicle budding from membrane. The record is from RefSeq and is a predicted model, not a curated record. Gene Ontology annotation, cellular component: multivesicular body. Lineage: Eukaryota; Metazoa; Arthropoda; Insecta; Coleoptera; Tenebrionidae. The coding region runs from base 107 to 778 and encodes 223 amino acids.
UUGUCAAACGUCAAACUCAAGGUCGUGGUAAUUUUAUGCAGAAAAUAAAAAAGUGAAUCACCUAUUAUUAUUAAAAAAGUGAAAAACAGAUAAAAACUAGUUGAAAAUGAAUCGAUUAUUCGGCAGAGGCAAACCGAAAGAACCUGGCCCUAGUAUAACGGACUGUAUUGCGGGGGUGGAUCAACGAGCAGCAAAUGUUGAAAAGAAAAUACAAACCUUGGAAAAUGAUCUCCGGAAAUUCAGAGAUCAAAUGUCUAAAAUGAGGGAGGGGCCAGGAAAAAACGCAAUUAAAGCUAAAGCACUGAGGAUCUUAAAACAAAAGAAAAUGUAUGAGCAACAACUGGACAAUUUAAGAGGCCAGAGUUUUAACAUGGAACAGGCGAAUUAUGCCCACCAAGCGUUGAAAGACACGCACACCACUGUUGUAGCUAUGAAAGAUGGGAUGAAACAGAUGAAGAAGGAAUUUAAAAAGAUAAACAUUGAUGAUAUUGAUGAUGUUCAAGACGAGAUGGCUGAUUUGAUGGAACAAGCAGAUGAGGUCCAAGAAGCUCUUGGUAGGAGUUACAAUACACCUGAAUUAGAUGAGGAUGAUCUUGCUGCUGAAUUAGAAGCCUUGGGUGAUGAAAUUGCCCUAGAUGAUGACACUAGUUACUUGGAUGAUGUUAAAAAUGCACCAGAGGCACCUAAAGAUAAACCUGAAUCGGAAAAAGAUAAAAACAAGGAUGGAAUUCCAGUUGAUGAGUUUGGUUUGCCGCAAAUUCCAAGUCAUACAAAUUAAAUAUGCCUUCAUUAUUCUAAAUGUAAAUAUGCUAAAAUCAGCUACAGGUCUGUGUAGAUCAUUUAUUGCACAUAAUGGUAGUUGAGAUGUAUUUUCAUGUGAUUUACAAUUUAAGUGAAUACUUUUUUUGGUUUUAUAUUUUAUAAUUAAAAAGUUAACAAGCUA